Agrilus planipennis (emerald ash borer) is the source of this 2007-nucleotide messenger RNA. RefSeq names its product retinol-binding protein pinta-like. Gene Ontology annotation, molecular function: phosphatidylinositol bisphosphate binding. The record is from RefSeq and is a predicted model, not a curated record. Gene Ontology annotation, cellular component: membrane. Lineage: Eukaryota; Metazoa; Arthropoda; Insecta; Coleoptera; Buprestidae. The coding region runs from base 1104 to 1919 and encodes 271 amino acids. The transcript has a single exon.
GAUUUUGUUACGGAAGUUUUACAAUAGCGUUGAUAACUGCAAACAGCGGCCUUCAAAAAAGUAUGUUUGAAAAACUCCUUUUUAGUUUUAUAUUUCCAUAAAUUAUUAACUUUUAUAGAAAUCCGGUGUUGACAAAGAUAUCCUGGAUGCAAUAUGGGUAGGGUGUACCGCAUUUGUAUUUUGUCUAUUGAUAAAAAAUGCUAUUUAACUUAUUGUUUCCGUUUUUAAAGAAACACUAUCUAUUGUCUCCAUUCGUAUUAAUGAUAAUGAAUCUUUUGCCGCUUAAUGUUAUUUAUUUUUAUUGAAAUAAAUAUUGAUAAUUUCCUCAAGGUUUUAUAAUCAUUCAGCGUGCAGAUGAGACUAUUUGAUAUUUCAGAACAAAUGCACAAUUACUUUUAUUUCUUGGCUGAAAUCUCGUAUUCGAAAGCCAAGUGUACACGUGAAGUGUAUAAAUAACGGUUAAUAAAGAUUUUCUAGUUGACCUUCAUCACAUAAUGAGCGUAUAACAUAAUAUGCUACUCCUACGUAAAAUGCAACUCGUCCACAAAAUCCGUAUUAACAUUAAAUUUAAUUACUACUAAAUGCAUGCGUAUACAUACAUAUAUAACAAACUCUUUUUUUCUACUGCAUAAUAACACGCUAUAUUAGAAAAACCUUUGUACGCGAUAGAUUACAAUAAAUAAACGUAAAUACAAUGAUUUGCAACUAUUGUUUGUACACUCCGUAGAUAAGUACGGUCAUAUCUCAACACAUAUAUACAUUUAAGUGUAUGUGAUAAAACUUGCUAAAAUUAGGUAUUUAAUUGAAAGUUUUUAUCAAGUAAGUAAAAAGUGAACAAUUACUGGACGGUUGGAGUUUGUGCACAAUAAAUGAAACAUAUUUGCAUUGUUAAUUCAUAGAAUAGUUAAGUUUGCGUUAUUGCUGAUAAAGAAACUUUUAUAAACAUAUUAAAUGUACAAAGUGCGAGUAAAUAUUACAUGCCCAUUUGAUAUGUAAAUUUAUAGUAAAUGACCAUUCAAAUCCAUUACCAAAAUGGAGUUUGAGUAAACGUAUGUACACCACAAUAUUUCCACUCUCAUAAACAGUAUUGUAAAAAAUUAACCAUGUCUUCGGCCGAUGAAAGUAUAUGUUUGAGUUUUUGUGAUUCUGAAGAACUCUAUAUCGAAGAAUUAAGGCAAUGGAUACUUGAAAAUCCACAUUUAAAUGCCCACAGAGACGACACAACGAUUUUAGCAUUUCUUCGAGUUGCCAAAUUUAACGUAGAAACAGCGAAAAGUAAAAUGAGAAAUUACUACAUCAUGCGAAAAGAAGUACCCGAAUGGUUUACGAAAAGAGACCCUUCUCGCCCAGAAAUUCAGGAAUUGGUAAAACUUGGCAUAUUUUUACCACUUAAAAAGUAUCAUAACAAUAAAUUGGUCGUUAUAAUAAGAACUGCAGCUCAUGACCCCAGAAGACAUGCACAGGACGAUGUCUUCAAAACAGGAAAAAUGGUAUUAGAUGUAGCCAUACGCGAGAAUUUUACAAGUGCUUCUGUGUACGGAAUUUCAGCUAUUUUCGAUAUGGCAAAUAUUUCUUUUGGCCAUUAUAGACAACUCACAACAAGCAUGAUUAAAAGAACUGUUCACGCUUGGCAAAAUUAUCCUGGAAGACCGCAACAUUUGGAAUUUGUUAACGCGCCUCUAUACAUUAACGUUGUACUGAAUAUUUUCAAAAGUUUUAUGAGCGAGAAAUUAAGGAAAAGAGUUAGAGUUCAUUUUUCAGGAAUUGAAUCAUUACAUAGGGUAAUUCCGAAAGAAAUUUUGCCUAUAGAAUAUGGCGGACGAGAAAGUACAAUUAAACAACUAGGAGAGGAGUGGGCAUCUAAAUUAAUAGAGUACAAAGACUGGUUCACAGAAGAUGAAACUCAUAAGGCCAAAUAAUAAUAGUGAAGGAAAUAAAAACUUAUUUUUUCUCAACUAUUAUUUGGAAUUGAUUCAUAAAGUAUAAAUAAAAGUAAUUCCUUUUUUA